CCAACAAAGCAAACGAGCACAAGUGACAUGUUGAUUGUCAUGUUUGGAGACCGCUGUCAAAUGGACAGUCAGUCAUUGAGUUUAGUCAGUUACAUGUCUCGUCUUUUUUGCUUGUUUUAAAGUUUCGUACUCUGUUGUGUAUCAUUGCUCUGUGGUGGUUAAAUAGUUUCUUCAAGUUUUAAGAAUAUGUAUACACGACCCAUUAAAAAACUCACUCCUUCGUCUAGUGGUUAAUGAAAAUAAUUGAGUUAGUGAUGUGUGAAUCUGUGAACGGAUGACUUCCUAAGUUCCUACCAUAUGUUUGAUUUCAUAUGGCAAAUUCUCUCUGAAUCAUUUUUAUCAAUUACAUCUAAACACAGUGUGGCGACACAACAGUUUUAAAUGAAAGGUAAAAGUGGGGUCAUCACCGUUCAAAUGAAUAAAAAUGUCAACAGAAGGCAGUGGAGAGACACCUUCUACUGUGCCAUGCUUACCCGGAGCGCCGGAGCAGACUUACCUGUUUCCGAAAGCGAAAGGUCAUUCGAGGUCUGUAAGCCAUGGCGGUACUCCUAUGCUGGCGGGGAAUCCCACAGCGCCACGGCCGUCGCUCAAGUCAGCGAUGCGCGGCCACCAGCGCGCCCUGUCGCACGGGCAGAUCGGCGAGGGCGGGCGGCCCAGCACGGGCCCCGGGCACAGCCGCGCCGGCAGCCGCACGGACUUCAUCCUGCCGCCGGGGCACCGCGACCCGCCCGUGCCCAGCGCCGCGCCGCGCCUCGGCUCCGUGCGCAUCCACUCGCGCCAGGCCUCGCGCUCCGACUCCAUCUACACCAUCCGACGCACCUCCGUCGUCAGCCCCUGGCGGAGAGCCGCCUUCUGGCUGCUGAGGCGGCAGCAGCCCGCUGUUGAUAAUAGACACCUCGUUGUCACUCCCAACCACCUGGUGCCUGAUAAAACACCACCCAAAGAACACCCUAAUGGGAAGAGAUGCGACAAUAAAAUUAGGACUACAAAAUAUACUUUACUGUCAUUUCUACCUAAGAACUUAUUUGAACAAUUCCACAGGAUUGCCAAUGUGUACUUUAUAUUCAUAGUGUUGUUGAACUGGGUGCCGGCAAUCAGUGCAUUCGGUAAAGAGGUUGCAAUGCUGCCCGUGUUGUUUGUGCUUGGUGUGACAGCCAUUAAAGACUUAUUUGAAGAUCGCAGACGACACAAUUCAGAUAAAAGAAUAAACAACUCAUUCUGCAGAGUCUUCAAAAAAUCAGCGGAGCGCUACGUGCGGGUGAAAUGGCGAGACGUGCGGGUGGGGGACCUGGUCCACCUGUCGAACAACGAGCCCGUGCCCGCAGACAUGGUGCUGCUGCACUCCUCCAACUCCCUCGGCAUCUGCUACCUGGACACCUGCAAUCUGGACGGGGAGACCAACCUCAAGCAGAGGAUAGUGGCUCCCGGCUUCAAAGAGAAGCAAGCGGAGUUCAGUCCAAUAAAGUUCCGAAGUUCUGUGGAAGUAGAGCGACCAUCUACAAAAAUAUACAGAUUUACAGGCUGUAUCUCGCACCCCAACGGAGCCCGAGUGCCGCUCGUAUCUGAGAACCUACUGCUGAGGGACUGCACGAUAAAGAACACAGACUAUGUAGAGGGCAUCGUCGUGUACGCGGGACACGAGACCAAGGCGAUGCUCAACAACGGAGGACCAAGAUAUAAGUGUUCAGGCUUAGAGAAAAAAAUGAACACCGAUGUGAUAUGGUGUGUCUUAGUGUUACUCUUCCUUUGUUGUGCCGGUGCAGUCAGCAGCAAAAUGUGGUUAGACCACUAUUAUGUUUCGCUAUACCAGGCAGUACCUUUUAUAGUAAAUGUGAACAAACCCGCCUUCGAGGGGCUCCUCAUAUUCUGGACUUACAUCAUAGCGCUCCAAGUGAUGAUACCCGUGUCGUUGUACGUGACAAUAGAAAUGACUAAACUGCUCCAAGUAUAUCAUAUACACAAUGACGUUCAGAUGUACGAUCCCGAAACGAAUACGCGGACAGAAUGCCGUGCCUUGAAUAUUACCGAAGAGUUGGGACAGGUAGCGUACCUGUUCAGCGACAAGACAGGGACUCUCACCGAGAACAAGAUGGUGUUCAGGCGAUGUGCGAUCAGUGGCGUAGACUACGACCAUCCGCCGGGUCCUCCCGCGGAGCCAGCUCCAGAAUUGCCGCCCAUCGUCACUCCCAUCACGAACGUAUCUCCGAACAGACGAUUACUACAACAUUUAACUGACAACAAUGAUGCACAACAUACACAAAAGGUUCGCGAAUUCCUGAUAAUCCUGGCUGUAUGUAACACAGUGGUGGUUAGUCAGCCGCACGUGGACUCAAUGCAGCUGAGCGCUUCUAACUCCGGCGAACAGAUCUCAACGGGAAAGGCGACACGAUCGAACGGCACACUCAGAUCUAACGACAAAUAUGCUCGCUUAACCGAGUCUCGGUCGACGACGCCAUCGCCGCCGCCGUCCACAGGGUCACCUCUCAAGAUCCGACUGCCGAAGCUCCUCAUGAGCAGCAAGGAAGACACGAGCAUACCCAGCACAUCGGUCACUGAUCAUAGUUUAAUCCGCUACGAAGCCGAAAGUCCAGACGAGUUAGCGUUAGCAGAAGCCGCCCUAGCUUACGGCUACGAGCUGAGAAACCGCCACCCUGAUGAGGUGGAGCUGGGCAUCCGAGGAGAGCUCAGCAAGAUGAAGGUGUUACGAGUGCAGCAGUUCGACGCCAAUAGGAAGUGCAUGUCGGUUGCUAUGAGGACGGCUUCAGGACAGGUAAUACUAUACGUGAAAGGUGCAGACACGACAGUGCUCGGAGCGUUAGCACCCAUGCGGGCAGGGUCCGCCGAACUGGCCGCCUACGAUAGAACCCGCUCCCUACUGUCGGAGUACUCGCGCGCGGGUCUUCGGACGCUGGUCAUGGCGAAACGGACCAUGCAGCCGGCGCUGUGGGAAGAGUGGUUAGCUGGACAUAAUCGGGCUAUGGAGUUUGGUGAAGGUCGAGAAAAACGCAUGCGCGAGUCACUAGCGCGGUUAGAAAGUGCCCUAACUCUAGUCGGAGCAACAGGCGUAGAAGACCGUCUACAAGCACAUGUACCAAGGACAGUACGGGCGUUACUAGACGCCGGUAUUGUGGUGUGGGUGCUGACGGGCGACAAGCCGGAGACAGCUAUCAACAUUGCGUACUCGGCUGCGCUGUUCUCGCAGUCGGACCGAUUGCUGCAUCUCAUUAGCCGCGAUAAGGAACACGCAGAGUCCACGAUAAAGAACUACCUAGAGAACAGCGUGACGGGCUCGGGCGGGGGCCGGGCGCUGGUGGUGGACGGACGCACGCUGACGUACAUCCUGGACCGGCGCUCGGGGCUGGUGGCGCCCUUCCUGUCGCUGGCGCGGCGCUGCUCCGCCGUGCUGUGCUGCCGCGCCACGCCGCUGCAGAAGGCAUAUAUCGUCAAGGCGGUGAAGGAAGAGCUGGGAGUGACAACGUUGGCGAUCGGCGACGGCGCCAACGACGUCUCCAUGAUACAGACUGCUGACGUCGGCGUCGGUAUAUCAGGUCAAGAAGGCAUGCAAGCAGUGAUGGCAUCAGACUUCGCAGUGUCCCGGUUCAUGUACAUAGAGCGGCUACUGCUCGUGCACGGACACUGGUGUUACGAUCGACUAGCCAGAAUGAUACUCUACUUCUUCCUUAAAAAUGCCACGUUCGUGUUCCUAGUAUUCUGGUUCCAGCUGUACUGCGGCUUCUCGUCCAUGGUGAUGAUAGAUCAGGUGCAUCUCAUGACGUAUAACCUCAUGUUCACCGCGCUGCCGCCUAUUGUUAUCGGUGCAUACGACCGCGUAGCCCCAGCAGCUUUACUGACGGACCGGCCCGGCCUGUACUCAGCCUGCCGCCGCGGCCUCGCCUACCGCGCCCACAGCUUCUGGGCCGUGCUGGCCGAGAGCCUGUACAUCAGCGUAGUGCUCUUCUACACCAACACCUUCGCCUACUGGGACACGGCCGUGGACCUGUGGGCCUUUGGAGUCACCUGUAUGACGUGCUGUCUCGUUGUCAUGCUGCUGUAUGUCGCUAUUGAGACGAGGAGCUGGACGGUGAUCCACGUGAUAGCUCUGGCGGGUUCCCUCAUUUCGUUCUUCAUACUAACGCUGGCGUACCAGUCCAUCGGCGCCUCGGUCCUCAACCUGCCGUCCACGUACCACGUGCUGCAUAACACCAUCCAGGAGCCGGUCUACUGGCUCGUGCUUGUUGUUACUACUGUGGCAGCGCUGGCACCAAGGAUGGUGUACUACGGCAUCCGCAACUCGGUGCACCCCGGCACGCUGGGGCGCGCGGUGGUGGCGCGGCGCCGCGCGCGGGCGUAUGCAGCACACUACCGCGCCGCGCCGCCGCAUGCCACGCUAUACAGAGCUCGCGACGAGGACGGGCUGGCCAAGCCGCAGACAGACGUGGCGGCCAUCACGUGACCUCCCUCCCGCCCCCCACCCUCUGGCUGUGAUCUCGAGUGUAAUACACACCUCCUGUAGUUAUAUCGUGCUGUACCGCGGGACCAACACACACAUAGCAUUUAUCGAAAGCUCACAUACGCUAAACAAGCGAUUUUAUGCCAAAUUCACUGACAACAUAAAGGUCGAUUUCCUAAAACAACUGUUUAAAUUUUCACGUUCAAGCAAAAAAUUUAUUGAAGGAAAUCUGUUGUCGGUAAAAAUGGGUAAAAUAUUUCCCGUGAGCUAUAACAAUAAUUUAUAAUGUACAACACAACUAUGUAGAAUCUGAUUUUGAAAUACACUAUUUUAAUUUCUUUGUAAAUAUUUCAUCGCGAGUGUUCAAAACUUUAAUAUAACCCUUAAAUUGGCAAAUCAAUUUAUUACAAAAAAUUAAUAAUUUUUUGUUAUUUCCUGGUUUAUUACGAUGACAGAUGACUGAAAAAAAUCGAAGAAAAAAUCUACCUAUUACAGUUUUCGCGAAAAUCUAUGUACUCCGGGGAGUACGUUGCCAACUGUAGGGGUUCUUCUGUUCGUACUACGUGGAGUACGUUGCCAAAAUAUGAAUAAAACACAUUUUAGUAAAAUCUUCCCUUUAUUAAUCAUAAUUCUUAUCAAACUACAUAAUAUGCAUUUAUUGCGUGUGAGAUUAGCGGAAGCAAUUUCUUUUGUUACUUCCUCCUACCAUAAAACACAGGAGCACAUUGCAUUUCACGCAAAAAACUUUAGUUCUUCUAACUUUGCAAAACCUACAUCGUGAUUGCUUAUCUGCUAUUUCUGGAAAAUUUCCGACAGCAUUUUCUGAUACUGUUCACAGGCCUUUCAGCUGUAGGUUUCUGAAUUAUUUUCUCCUUCACCCACCCAAAUAUCACCAUGUACCGGACCCCUUUCAAGACGUCGGCUCUUGUACAAAGCUCGGUACAUAGAUAUAAGCAUAUCUGCUAAAUCAGGUCGUGUCAGGUUCAAGCACUGCUGAAAAUGAAAAAGAACAUGCUGUAUGACAUACAAUUCACGACUCAACUGAAGUCAUUUUACAUAAAAACCAAUAAAACAAGGGUAGUUUGCAUUUCUAAGUAAUAGGCAAUGUACUUCGUGUAUACCAAAGUUCAUGUUGUGGACUUCACUACGUACUUGGCAACGGUAUUCAGGGAGUACAUACAAAGUUAUGAACUUAUAAAAUUGCGAUUAUAUUAUUUACACGCAAAAUUACGAAUGAUUGAUAUCAUUUAUAAUGUUCCUAUGCAAUUUAAAAACAAAAAACCACAAGUCCCAUCCAAAAAAAAUGUAGAAAAACACACAAAACUUACCCGUGACGCAGAUGCGCCAGACAGCUCCAAAAACAUUUUGAAUUUGACAGCAAUUUUUCAAUGGAACCACAUUCAAAUAUUUUUUCUAACAAAAUAUACAAUAAUUGCAAGCCAAAAAUAAUAAUAAAUUGUAUAUUUUUUUUAAAUUAGUACCUCAAUAAAUUUAAAAAAGUUAAUGUCUUUGGUGGAGUACGCUGCCAAUUUAAGGGAUAACCUACCAUAUCAUCGAAAUUACUUCCGAUGUUGUUAGUUACCAUAUAUGUAUGAUACGUUUAUUAUUUAUGUAGUGUAUAGUACAUAGUACUUACUGCCGCAUCGCGCGGUAUCUCAUAGAUCUGCCAAUGUUAUUCAUUAUUUACUGUUUGACGCUGACGAUAUUAUAAAAAACUUCAAUAUUAUAAUUUUCUACCUAUAUGCGGAGUUAAUUUGUGAAGCUGUUCUAAGCAUAAUAAUGUUUAUUUACAAGAUUAGAACAAUUGCUAUUACGCUACUUCUACGUUCUCAUUUUUUGCUAAAUUCCACCAAAUAUUUUUUAACAUAAUAUCAACGCAAAGCGAUUCAUAUCACAUUACAUUGUAUACUCUUAGAUAUAAUACCGUCAGCGCCAUCUAGCGUGUAGUUUGUUAAUUUUACUAAGUAUUUUGCAUGUCAAUGUACUUCGACCAUGGAUUUAGAAGCGAUUCUACACGUUUGGUGCAAAUAAACACUACUUUCUUAUAAAAACUGUUCACACUGCCUUUGAGAAACGUGUUCUAGCGUAUUUAAAUCCAUGACAUGUUAAUGUCGCGAAUUCGUGAAUGUUAAAAGCAAACUAUACUUAAAUGUGUACCUUGUGUUAACCGCUUCUAGUUGAACGACGAAAGUUCGCUGCUUGAAGCCUGUGUUCAGUCAGAAUGAUUAGGACUAACAAAAAUAUGUGGAUGUAUUCAGACUAAAAUAAGUGCUAAAUAUUAUCUGCGCUUUACUAUCGGUAAUGUCCCUGAAAUACUAGAGAUAACACUGUAUGUGCUGUCUCGCACUCAUCCAUAUUUGCAACAAAAACAAAGUCGGACAAUUCUAGACGAUGAUUACAAAAUAUUCAACGGACUUGUCUGUGUGAGUGCCAACCAAAGAUUCAUUCCCACCUCAUCCAAUUGUGGGCGCCUUCAGAUAUUCAAAAUAAAAACAUCCUCCGAUAACAACUCCUAUUUCGUCUGUUAAGAUUAAUCUCAGUAUUUCUUGCCAAUCUAAUACGAUUCUACAAUAGAAGCUAUAAUUAUAAGAUAAUAGAUACAAAAUCCCUUUAUUGAAUUUUCGGCGCUGCCCGCCAUUUUCCAAAGCACACACACAAACUCCGCAUCUGACGUCACGUUCUAUGCAGCAACUAUUGAAUAGUUGCAGGUAACACAUUGACUAACAUAGAGGUAACAUUAGGUGGUCCCAAGUCUUAGCUGUUAGUCUGUGUCGAACUAAACGUUAUUGUUCGUAUGUCUGUCUGCUAGCACCGUGUUAUGUGGCUAGUACGACGCCAUUGUGAUUGUUGAUGAAAUCUUGUAUUUUAGUAGGUGAUUAUGAUUACUAGUGUGUGAUAACGGUUGACUUCCUUCUCAGAAUAUUUAUAUUUAUUUAUAGAGAAACGCUGCCUUGCCUGAGACUGCACCCGGUAUUGGGGCACACUUGUAUCCGCGGCGGGAACACUCUCACUAAACAAACGUUCACGUUCAAUGUCAGCUAUGACGCGCAUAGCUAAAUGCAAAAAUAUAAGCUUUAAGUAAGUAGGCUUUUAGUAAAAUGCCUAGAAUACAUUAUAAGUGGAAUCUUAACGUGAACUGAGACCAUGAUUUGUGAGGCAUUUAAUACUUUGCUGAAACGAUUGAACUUAUGAAUCAGAAACGAGUGCUUCGGUCUAUAAAAUAGAUUUCUCGCUAUAUUUUUUGAUAGAUUUAAGUGAGCAUUUAAAUAAUAUCAAUUAGAUUUUGAGAUUUCGCUCAGUAUUAGCAGAUCACUCGGUAUUUAGCCUAUAGAAAGCCAAUUACAUAAAAUGUAGCUUGCCGCCGUAUCGUGCUUUUAUUUAACGCCAGAAUAUUGCAACCAAAAGUAGGCUAGAGUAGCCCUUAUUACGAAGAGCAUAGUGACUACUUCUCAGAAACAUUAAUUUGCAUAAUCCUGGCAACAACUAGGUAAAUUGCAUUUAUUUUUGAUAGAGUGGAUUGCAAUCGUCAAUUGUAAGAAGUUGGCAACAAGUGCCUUGUACCUUGCAGCGAGAGUGUUCCCGGCGCGGCCGUCUUCGUGAGUAGAGGAUUCCUAAAGAUUUAACUAUUUUUACUAUCGUUUCUAGUUUUGUACAUACAAACAAAAUAUAUUUCUAUAUGAAUGAGAUGAUUGUUACGUGUACAGUAGGAUAUUUUUAUAUGAAACAAAUCUUUGUGUAAAUAACUUGUAUGUUCUAAGACUGUUGUUUAUUUUAGAGCGUUUAGUUUGUUCAGUUAAAUUAAACUAUGUAAUAGGGUAUUGUGAUGAACACAUGUAUUUUCCAGUCAUUUUGUUAACUUGCUGACCAAUUUUGAAUAGUUCCGUUGUUUCAUUCUUGCCGUGUUUGUAACAAGGUUUAGUACAAUUCUUUCUUCUAUAGUUAUAUUUAGUACUUUUGACAGUUUUAAGGUGAUGCGAAUGUGUGUUUUAUUGCCAGUAUGAAAUUAUCAGUACUUAUUGUGUUGUUUAUUCGCGCUAUUUUUAUGAAUAAGAGUUAAAAAAUUGACUAGUCUUAUCAACGAAAUAUAGAUUUUGUUAAAAUUCUUUUUAGUAUUAUUAAAAAAAACUUCCAUCAAUAAAGGUAAUUGGGAGGGAUUUUAUCGAUAUACAGUACUACGAAACGAAAUUAUGUGCCUUCGUAGUUAUCUAUCAACUGAAUUAGUACUUCUUAGGGAACAAUAUCAUGCAUUUUAUUUUCAUUGAAGAAAUUAAUUAAUCUUGUGAACUUGACUGUACCCUCAUAUCGAAUUGUUUCGUAGUACUGUAUGCAUUUAUUCUGUUAUUAUGCUUCUUCCAUUAUGAUAUUAUAAAUCAUGUUUAUUCUUACUAAACACUAAUAUUGUGCAUUUAUGUUUUGUGAUAUUGUCAAAACAAAAAAUAUUAAAGUCGCUAUCAAAAAGUAAGCACGGCAAUGACUAGAAAAUACAUCAUAUAGAUGUGUUGUUUUAUAAUAAUAACAAAUUAUUUAAUUUCAUUACAAA
Molecule: messenger RNA, 8990 nt
Organism: Helicoverpa armigera (cotton bollworm)
Lineage: Eukaryota; Metazoa; Arthropoda; Insecta; Lepidoptera; Noctuidae
Product: phospholipid-transporting ATPase VD
Exons: 16
Coding region: 425-4453 (1342 amino acids)
Biological process (GO): phospholipid translocation
Cellular component (GO): plasma membrane
Molecular function (GO): ATP binding; ATP hydrolysis activity; magnesium ion binding
Source: RefSeq, a predicted model, not a curated record